GUGCGCCAGUGCGCGCGGAUUAUUUGGCCACGAUCGCCGUCUCUGAGUGAUCGCGAAUGUGUCUGAAGAUCACUUAUUUUCUGCAGUUAUUUAUAAAUCUGAUGUCUGUUUCGUCGUGAAAUCGCAGUUAGAUUUUGAUAUUCUUACACACUCCUUCAGCGGUGAGUGAUCAAAGAGGAUAAGUUUAAUGCUCAAUAAGACGAUUGUGAAAAUUUCCACACAAAGUGUGCCUGCAAAUUGAAGAAAAGUGAUAGAAGAGAAUAAUUCGACAUCCUGGAUGAACUAUUGCCUCUCUAAAUGUGAUGAUCACACACUCAGUUACGCAAUUUCAGUAUAGAAGUGGAUUAAAGGCAGAAAAAAAGAAGUGGGAAAAUCCAUCGAAGAGAGAUUGGUGUGUUGUAGAUUAGCGUGAAGAAGGGAAGAGAUUAUUAGGAACUGUGUGUAAAGAUGAAAUCGUCUGUGAUAAAUUCUGGCAACGGUGGCGCAGCUCCCCAGCAGACAGCCACAAGUUCUGCCCAAAUAGACGGCAAUAACAAUCCUCAGCAGCAGCAGCAGAAUCCGCGAUAUCCCUUCUAUGACUUCAAUAUGGAUGAUCCUCGAGACUUCUUCACAAAUCCCGCACUCAGAUCUCGACUGAGUCGAAUGAGAAAUCCGUGGAACAUGAACUUUGGGGCGCCAAGGAAGCGCCAGGCGUCAAAUCAAGCCCAGGAGGAGGAGGACAGUGGCUUCGUGGAGGAUCCACAUGACAGCUUCUUCAGCAAGUUCGAUCCACACUGGAGUGAGGCUGGGCAGUGGCCAAGGAGCAACAUCCGGAAGCGCCAGCCGAAUGAUUUUGGCCACGGUGACUUCUUCGAUCACUUCCCGGCGGAGUUUAGACAGUAUAUUCCAGACGAUUUCGGCUUCCACCAUCCGGUGACUGUGCACCAGCAUCCGCCCCCACGCCAGGCGCCCCCACAAGCUGAGAAGCCACGCUUCUGUGACGCGGCGAUGCAAACAGAUGACGAACCGCCCACUGGCGACACUCCACAAACAGAUGAAUCUGCGCCGCUGAAGCAGCACGGAUUGCGGAACACGGUGGAUUUGGGACAGAAAUCCCCGCCUGAGGAGAUUGGCGAACGCGCCAAGAGCGCUCCGCCAGAGUCUGAGACUGAGAUCCCACAGACAUCAGCUGAGGAGCCACCGCCGCCGGCGUCACCCUCGCAGGCAGUCCGACAUAUUCCAAUCAUCGUGGAGCGCACGGAGAAACCACCAGUUCCGCAGCCCCCAAAGCGUGGUGUGUCACAGAAGAAGUUCGUGCUGAAGCAGGAAGCACCGGCAGAAGUGCCUGAGACGCAGCCCGAGGCUCCGCCGACGCCCUCAGCCGAGUCCAUCGCGAAAAUCCAGCAGAUUCAGAAGGAUGUACUGGAGUUGAUGUUCAAAGUGGAGGCGUUCCAGGGCACAUCACGGUCGGACAAGGAGUACAUGUUUCUGGAUGAAAUGCUGACGAGGAAUCUGCUGAAGCUGGACACGAUAGACACCAAGGGGAAUGACAGCAUAAGAUUGGCCAGACGUGAGGCCAUCAAGUGCAUCCAGGCCUCCUUGUCUGUGCUGGAGGCGAAGGCUGAUGGCGCCGGCAAGAGCGCCCAGGACACCCAGGACACACAGAAAACCGAGGAAAAGGCAGAACCUGAAGCCUCCGCACCUCCUGAUGAGCCUCAAGAGGAGGCGAACACUGCCGAGAGUGCCGUGCAGGCGGGAGAAUGUGAGAGUGCUUCUGAAGAGGUGGACAAGUCGAAGAUUCCCAUUCCUCUGCCGCCCAUUGAGCCGCUGCCGCAGCAAGUUGAUGAAGAUGGUCAGCCCGGCGAUGGGGAGAAGCUGAAGAAGAAGAAGGUCAUAAAGAAAGUGGUGAAGAAGGAAAGUGAAUCCACUGCCCAGAAUGAUGAUCAACAGACGUAAAUCUUCCUAUC
Phlebotomus argentipes is the source of this 1946-nucleotide messenger RNA. RefSeq names its product BAG domain-containing protein Samui (gene stv). Gene Ontology annotation, biological process: protein stabilization. Bases 448 to 1935 code for a protein of 495 amino acids. Gene Ontology annotation, cellular component: cytoplasm; membrane; nucleus. The record is from RefSeq and is a predicted model, not a curated record. Lineage: Eukaryota; Metazoa; Arthropoda; Insecta; Diptera; Psychodidae. Gene Ontology annotation, molecular function: adenyl-nucleotide exchange factor activity; protein-folding chaperone binding. The transcript is spliced from 4 exons.